This is a messenger RNA of Scylla paramamosain (green mud crab), 948 nucleotides long. Its product is annotated as probable G-protein coupled receptor B0563.6. Gene Ontology annotation, biological process: G protein-coupled receptor signaling pathway. The transcript has 3 exons. Gene Ontology annotation, molecular function: G protein-coupled receptor activity. The record is from RefSeq and is a predicted model, not a curated record. NCBI's taxonomy places the organism in Eukaryota, Metazoa, Arthropoda, Malacostraca, Decapoda, Portunidae. Gene Ontology annotation, cellular component: membrane. The coding region runs from base 1 to 948 and encodes 315 amino acids.
AUGGAAGACAAACUGACUGAACCAUGGACAAACAAGGCUACAAGGGCUUGUAGCCUUGUAGCCUUGUUCCAACAGUCCAACAGUGAUGAGCUUAGCAGCUUAGACUUCCAACUGCAUGCUAGGAGAGGGUGCGAGGCCCCUGUGGAGGCCGCUGAUGGUCUCAAGAUGCACGCUCUCUGCUACUGCAUGGCCUUCCUCAAUCUGACGGAGGCAAAACCACUGCAGCAAGUGUGUCAGGUGUCCUACCUGUACGUGCUGCCCGUCCUGUUGGGCUUGACAGUCCUGACCAAUGCCCUUAACGUGGCGGUGCUGCUCCGUCCGCGACCCACUGCCCGCCCGCGACAGACUCCCGCCCGCACCUAUCUUCUCUGGCUGGGUCUUUCCCACUGCGCCAUCUGCGGUUUGGUGGUGCUCGCUCUGUCCCUCGGCAGACGUUGGGGUCUGCCCUAUGCUUGGGCUUUCUACCUGGCGCACGUGGAGGAGCCGCUGUACGGCAUGUUCAACUGUAGCUGCGCCUACAUUAUCGUGGCGCUGUCCCUGGAGCGUUACCGCGCCGUGCGUCAGCCCCAUCAGUACUCGGCCAUCGAAAAACCUGUUCGGAGGGUCACCAAAAUAGUGUUGGCCUACGUUCUCCCUGCCGUCUUUUACCUCCCAAAAUGCUUCGCUCAGGCUGCAGAGUACAGCGAGCAGCAACACGGAUGGAGGGUCACCCAAGGCAUCAUCUUUGACACCGCUGCCUGGAGGGUGUGGUCGAUAGUGCUGGAACUUCUACACCGCGUCGUGCCUUCAGUGACGCUAGUGGUGCUGAAUCUUCUCAUUCUUCAAGCGGUGCGGCGGGUGCGGGCCGUGCGGGCAGCCAUGUGCACAUCACGCAAGCGGAGGGAAAGCACUCAAGCACCAGCCUUACCUCAGAGCUCGCCCGCACUGUUGCCAAUUGUUUGGAGAUGA